Molecule: messenger RNA, 705 nt
Organism: Penicillium angulare
Lineage: Eukaryota; Fungi; Ascomycota; Eurotiomycetes; Eurotiales; Aspergillaceae
Exons: 3
Coding region: 1-705 (234 amino acids)
Source: RefSeq, a predicted model, not a curated record
AUGAUCCCAGGACUGACCUUGUGCUUUCAAGGAUCCAUGUGUGGUGUUCUUGGGACACGAACUCUGGUUUCACAUGCAGGCUUCUGGCCGGGGGUCUCCGAAAGGUCAAAGGACUGGGUGCUCCAGAACUUGCGUAUAAGGGGAAGUCUCAUUUUCACUGAAGCGCUCUUCCACUCCCUUUUGGUUGAUAAAGUCUCGCCGCUCUUUGGUGCCGUGACGGCCCAAAGAUUGGAUAUUGCAGCGCGAUUCAUCAAAGAAUACCACGUGAAUAUCGACUUUGAAUACGCAGGGAAGAAUAUGCUUCUUCUUCUUCUUGCUAUUGACCUGCAAUACCCAGAGGCCGUGGGUCUGAUACUCAAAUAUCAGCCUAAUCUUCGCUCCUCUUGCGACCUUGGCGGUCGAGGCCCACUGUCACUUGCCGUGGUUGGCGGUGAUGCUCCUAUUGUCGAGCGCUUCUUCAAUGUCAAGAGAUUGAUGUCACGGAUCAUCUCGGCUGGACGCCGCUUACAGCAUGCAAAUCCUGAGAGGCACCAUAUCGCAGUGGAGAUGCUGGUGACCCACACGGGAAUUGAUGUCAACUGCCAAAGCUCACAACAUGAUCCACAUCUCGCGUUGGCUGUGAAGAAGCUCCAGGGACAGCAAUCUACUGCAGAGGACGAACGGCUCUAUGGCACGCUGUCAACCGAGGCCACUACGACCUCGUGA